This is a messenger RNA of Anopheles cruzii, 1440 nucleotides long. RefSeq lists its product as uncharacterized. The transcript has 4 exons. Lineage: Eukaryota; Metazoa; Arthropoda; Insecta; Diptera; Culicidae. Bases 94 to 1377 code for a protein of 427 amino acids. The record is from RefSeq and is a predicted model, not a curated record.
UGCCAGAUUUUCGACCAUUUUGAUGUGUACGAGCUGAAGCUAGCGUCCCUUGUGUGCCGGCGUUGGUCGACGCUUACUUUUUCGGGGCGUAGGAUGAACCGCGUGAUGUUGAAGAUGUAUUAUUCCAAAUCUGACUUUUUGUUCAAAACGAAACGACACUACCGCAACAUUCGUCAAAGGGGGGGGAAAGAUGAUCAGUUUGAAGGCUUAGUACGGUUACUAAACACCCCAAAGCCUAAUGUCCUAAUGUUGGACCUACAAUGUACUCUAACUUCCGAGCAAAUACGAUUGCUUCUGCUGAAAACUCCUGAACUGCAGCAAGUGUCGUUUAGUUCCAUUGCGCACAACGGCGAAACGAAUGGUCCGUUCCCGGUUUUAGCGAAGUUGAAAUCGCUGGGGCUCGAUAAUUCGAUAAGCGAUCAAAUUGACUUCUUCCGUACGAGUAUGCCAAAUUUGCAGAGUCUUCACAUGUUCUGUGAAACUGGUUUUGAACUGGAAACAUGGAAACGCCUGAGUGGGCAGUUAAAAUUAGUUCAUGUGCAUAAUUUUAAUACCAAUUACGUGUAUUCUUUUCUCGAGAUAACGUUCCCACUCCUCGAGGAUUUGGCCAUGGGUUUAUACAGCCAUAUAUAUGAAGGAAGUCGUGAUUUUUUUCAAAGGCACCCCUUCCUUCGGAAACUUUCCUUGUGCGGUACUAUUCCGCUAGAAUGGGUUACAUCUUUUUCUCGCCAUUGUCCUGAGCUGUCACAUUUAGACCUUUUUCUGGAAGAACCGGAAGAUGGUUAUUUACAGUCGCUGGUGCAGCUAACUAAGCUAACGCACCUGUCAUUAGAGGGAGAAGUGCACGGUGAAAUUUUUCGUGGUGCUAUCAAGUCUCUCGAAUUCGUGGAAUUGAAUGUUAAGUAUCCUAGAUUUUUGUACGAGGACCUUCCUCGAGUUGCGCCACGGUUGAACGGUCUGAAACUCAAGAUCGCCGAUUGCGAAUUUUAUGUGAUAGAACUCAUCUGCAAGUGGUUUUCUCGUCUCCAACACUUAGAAGUAGAAAUGGGAUUUGUGCCAGAAAUGGAGGAUUAUGAACGAUGUGAAAGAUUAGUAGACUUGGAGGAACAUGAAUUAUGGAGAAAUUGUGGCUUUCAUUACACUCAGCACAGCAACGUUCGGUGCUUGACAAUGCUCGGUUGUUCGCUAACGGAUGCUGACCUUAACGAGAUACCGGAAAUGUUCCCGUCGCUUAAAAGAUUGACCAUCGCCAGGGGUCUGAGUUUGGACCCGGUGUCUGAUUCUGCUUUCGAAAGAAUGCACAAAUUGAUGCCGUCGUGCAGAAUCGACUAUGAUGACGAACGCUUCUAUCCAAUUGGCGAUAGUGCUUCGAAUUGAAAGACGCCUGCAAUGGAAAGAAGGAACAGCUUCGAAAUCUGCUUCAAUACAAAUACAAGACCA